AUGGCUCUGCGGCCACUGGCUGAGGCCGGCCCCCACGACAAGGUGUGCUACCCUUCCGAGAGUUUCCAGAACACCCCGCAGCCCCUGGCCGCCUACUACACGCCUUUCCUCAACUAUGACCACUAUGGAGGCGCCUUCGCCACGGCCGAGGGGGACUUCCAGGCGUUCGGGCACCUGGAGCCCGAGCUGUCGGGGGCCCACGCCAUGCUCCCCUUUGCCUUCGGGGCGACAGCACCCCUGCUCAGUCCGGGCCUGGCCCUGCAGUCCGACUCCUUCUACGAUCUGCCCAGGUACUCCAAGCUGCCCCCGUGGUACCCAAUUCCCCACCUCCCCAGGGAGGUGCCGCAGUUCCUGAACAGCGAGUGCGCAGGAGCCAGCACUGACAACUUCGGGCACUACGGUGGCCAAAGCCAGAGCCCUCCGCGGUACGAACCCGAGACCUCAGCCCCCCAACCCCCUGCGGAUGCUUCCCUGCCACCUGAAGGCCCCACCACCUCCCAGUUAUCCUGUACCCCAAACAAGCAACCUGAAGACGUCCCCAAAGCGCAGAGCCCGGAGAGGAACUCGCCUCAUCGCUACCACUUCACAGAGAAGGACCUGAACUUGGUUCUCUAUGGGGUCAUCCCCAGAUUGGAGCACCCCGUCGGACUGCACCAUGCACUUUCGGGCGUUGUGGUCCCCACAGGUAGAUCUAGAUCUAAUUCUCUUUCUCAAAGUCUGGAUGAAGACUCCCUUCAACUACCGGAAGGUCUCUGUCUUCUGCAGACAAUGUUUGGUGGAGCCCCACAUUAUGGCGUCUUCUGUAAUAGGCAUAUCGCUAAAGGGGUCAGGUUUGGGCCCUUUCAAGGCAAAGUGAUAAACGCCAGUGAAGUUAAGACCUACAGCGACAAUUCUCUGAUGUGGGAGAUUUUUGAAGAUGGUUAUCUGAGCCAUUUUGUAGACGGAAAAGGAAGCGCAGGGAACUGGAUGUCCUAUGUCAACUGUGCCCGGUUCCCCAGGGAGCAGAACCUUGUGGCUGUGCAAUGUAAAGGACAGAUAUUUUAUGAGAGCUGCAAGGACAUCUAUCAAAACCAGGAGCUCCUUGUGUGGUACGGAGACUGCUAUGACAAGUUUCUGGACAUCCCCGUGAGCCUUCAGUCCACAAAGCAGGGCUCGCAGCUGUAUGAACCCACUGAAGAGUCUGCGGAAGGUUACAAGUGCGAACGAUGUGGCAAAGUGUUCACCUACAGAUAUUACCGAGAUAAGCACCUCAAGUACACCUCCUGCGUGGACACAGGUGACCGGAAGUUUCCCUGCCACCUCUGCAAGCGGUCCUUUGAGAAGCAGGACCGCCUCCGCAUCCAUGUGCUCCAUGUUCACGAGAAGCACCGGCCUCACAAGUGUUCUACAUGUGGGAAGUGUUUCUCUCAGUCUUCCAGCCUAAGCAAGCACAUGAGAAUCCACUCUGGGGACAGACCUUACCAGUGUGUGUACUGUACAAAGAAAUUCACUGCCUCCAGCAUCCUCCGCACACAUAUUAGGCAGCACUCUGGGGAGAAGCCUUUCAAGUGCAAGCACUGUGGUAAAUCGUUUGCAUCCCAUGCGGCUCAUGACAGCCACGUCCGACGCACACACAAGAACGACAGUGACUGCUAUGUCUGUGGAAAAAUCUCACCCCAAGAUCUUUACUCCCACAUGAAGUUUCAUGAGUUCUCAAAGAGUUUUUGGAGCAAUAUGAAAACUAGCACGAGGAUUUUGUUUCUUGUUAUGUUGUAUCAUAAGAGUAAUAUUGACAUGGAAAAUAAUGGAGCUAACCCAUUUGCUGAGCUGACUAUACUGGUUGACUAUGGUUUGAAAAAUUUUUACAAAAAUGUUUUCCCAACUUUUAAGUAG
Elephantulus edwardii (Cape elephant shrew) is the source of this 1872-nucleotide messenger RNA. It is a transcript of the gene PRDM14, whose product is annotated as PR domain containing 14. Gene Ontology annotation, molecular function: RNA polymerase II transcription regulatory region sequence-specific DNA binding; protein binding. Lineage: Eukaryota; Metazoa; Chordata; Mammalia; Macroscelidea; Macroscelididae. The record is from RefSeq and is a predicted model, not a curated record. Gene Ontology annotation, cellular component: nucleus. Gene Ontology annotation, biological process: regulation of transcription by RNA polymerase II.